This is a messenger RNA of Populus trichocarpa (black cottonwood), 1377 nucleotides long. RefSeq names its product trans-resveratrol di-O-methyltransferase. Gene Ontology annotation, biological process: methylation. Gene Ontology annotation, molecular function: O-methyltransferase activity; protein dimerization activity; S-adenosylmethionine-dependent methyltransferase activity. The record is from RefSeq and is a predicted model, not a curated record. NCBI's taxonomy places the organism in Eukaryota, Viridiplantae, Streptophyta, Magnoliopsida, Malpighiales, Salicaceae. Bases 72 to 1169 code for a protein of 365 amino acids. The transcript is spliced from 2 exons.
GAAAUUAAGCCUUCUCCGUGGUUACAGUAAGUUUUUCACUCCUAUAAAUAUGACAACAUGCACUAGCAUAUAUGUACUACUUAAAAUCAAUGGAGUUGAUUAACGAGGAAAGUGCUAGCGAGCUACUUCAAGCUCAAACUCAUGUGUGGAAUCAUAUAUUCUACUUUAUAAACUCCAUGACUUUGAAAUGUGCUGUUCAACUAGGCAUACCAGAUGUGAUCCAAAAACAUGGCAAACCCAUGACCCUCUCUGAGCUUGUUUCUGCCCUACCAAUCCACCCAUCAAAAGCUCAAUAUGUCCACCGCCUUAUGCGUAUUCUCGUGCACUCUGGUUUCUUUUCCCAGCGAAAUCUUAACGGCGUUGACAACCAAGAAGCCUAUUCCCUUACCCAAUCCACUCGUCUCCUACUCAAGGACAAUCCCUGGAGUGUGAGAGCUCAUUUACUUUUUGUGCUCGACCCAGUUCUGACAAAACCAUGGGAUUGCUUGAGCACUUGGUUCCAAAAUGAUGAUCGCACUGCAUUUAGUGUUGCCCAUGAAAAGGCACCUUGGGAGUACGUUGGCCAAGAUCCAAGAAUCAACAAUCUCUGUAAUGAGGUCAUGGCUAGAGAUAGCAUACUGGCUUGUAAGUUGGUUGUAAACAAAUGUAAAGGCAUCUUUGAGGGGGUGAGUUCUUUGGUGGAUGUCGGGGGAGGCAUAGGAACUAUGGCCAAGGGCAUCACUGAAGCAUUUCCCCACAUGGACUGCACUGUGCUUGAUCUCCCCCAUGUGGUUUCUGACUUGCAAGGAUGCAAAAAUUUGAAGUAUGUAGCGGGGGAUAUGUUUCAGGCAGUUCCUCCAGCAGAAGCAAUUUUACUCAAGUGGAUGCUACAUAACUGGAGUGAUGAAGACUGCGUGAAAAUACUUAAACGAUGCAAACAAGCAAUUAUGAGUAAGGGACAACAGAAAGCUGGGAAGGUGAUAAUUAUAGAUAUGGUGAGAGAGAACCUGAAUGGAGAUGAGGGGUCAAUUGAAACGCAGCUGUUUUUUGAUCUACAAAUGAUGGUGGUUGUUGGUGGCAUGGAGAGAAAUGAAAAGGAGUGGGCUAAGCUCUUCUUUGAUGCUGGUUUCCUCAAUUAUAAGAUACACCCUGUGCUAGGCACAAGAGCUCUCAUUGAGCUUUAUCCUUGAUAAGAUCUUAGUAAUGUUUUGCAUUUGUUACGCUUAAGUGUGAAAAUUCAUGAUAUUAUGAUUUUGUCCAAAAUAAUAUUUAUGUGUAAAAUAAUAAAAUUGCCGCCGCUGCCGCCGCCGCCGCCGCCGCCGCCGCCGCCGCUAUUGUUGUUGAUGCUAGUGUUGUUGUCAUCAUCAUUAUAAUAAAUUCUUUAUCCUUAAUGUUUUA